GGUAUGCCAUCUAUUUUUUCAUACAGGAAUGUACGGUUAAUCUAGUCACCAAAAAAUUUUGGAUCCAAUCUGAAAUCCGAAAUCCGAAUCCCGCCGUGGUCAAAAAUACUUGGAUCGUCCUCCAGACCCUCGUCACCAUAACAAAACUGCAAAAUAUUGGUGUUGAAUCCUCGUAUUCCCGUCCUCCGCAUUGGAUCUAACGCCCUGUUCCCAAGCAUCACACCAAUUUUUCAACAACGUCGGUGAAUAGUAUAGUAUUGUCGUACAAGAAUACUGCAAACUACCCGAUCGGACACCAUGAUUCCCGAUGACAGCAAAUGCGUGGUAAUCGGAGCGACCGAUCCGAAAUCGAUCGGAUUCGAGGUAGCGUGGAGUCUGCUGAAGGGAGGAGCGUCCGGCGUGGCCAUUGUGGGGCGCGACGAAGCGAAGCUGGUUCGGGCAACCGAUCUGUUGGAGGAAAAGAUGAAAAUGGAGGGUCUUGGCCACACCCACCGCAAUUGCGUGCUCGGGGUCCUGGGGAAUCUCAAGAAACCGGAGACCAUGGCCGGGGUGACCCAAAAAGUCGUAGAUGCGUGGGGCAGAAUCGACGUUCUGGUGUGCUGCGGGGGAAACGGCAACUCAGAGUACCUYGGCCUCGAUGUGGAGGAUCCGGAAUCCUAUCGCAUGAUGCAAAACGUGGCGGUCGUGUCCCCCAUGUUCCUGGCGGAGGCUUGCUUCCCCUACCUGUCCAAAUCUCCGAACAAGCACGGGGGCACCGUGGUAAUGGUGGGAUCUGUAGCCGGUGCGUUGCGUAGUMUCUGUUGCAACGCGCUGGUUUGUGUUGCGUUGUGUUUUGRGAACAGCUCAACUAGAAUCUUCCAUCGCCGGUACUGUACAACUGUCUGUGGCGCGGUGCGGCGCACAACGCAACACACAGUAUACCUCUCACACCACAAGAAACAUUUUUUUCGUUUAUCGAACGCUUUCAACAUKUUGCUAUGCUCUGCAUUCGAAUCUUACUUAUCACUCGAUGCAAUACACGAAACUAUACUCUCGUUCACAAUGAAAUGACAAACGACAACCAAACUAACCCCAAAGCCAAUGUCCCCUGGCCCGCUACGGCACCCUACAAUUUCGCGAUGGCGGCCAAGAACACCAUGAUCCAGACGCUCGCGUUCAAGUACCGCAACAGCAACGUCCGCGUCAAUGGCGUGCUGGCAGGGGUCAUCCACACUGGGGCCCUCGACGUCAUGGCUGCCAAGAAGAAUCAAUCGGUGGAAUCCUAUGCGGCGCUUCGAGCCACCGCCCAGCCCCUCGGACGGAACGGAACCCCGGAGGACGUGGCAAACGCCGUGACGUACCUUGCAUCACCAGCAUCUGGCUUUACGACCGGGGAAUUGCUGCGGGUGGAUGGCGGACUACACCUGUCGAACUGGUGGAACAAGCCGGUGAUGCUGGACCAAUAUGGUAACGGGACAAAGCGCAAUAAGUAGGCAGCGAAUGCUGCUCAGAUGGCAACAGCGAUUUGCACUAUUACAGUGACGAUGCAAAUAUUGUCACAUUGGGUUGACAACGAUAGCAAGUUACAUACUAGAAGAAAGAGGAUGAAAGAUUUUCGAUAAUCACUGAAACUAUUAGUAGUAGUAGAUAUAGUAAUUCACGAUCAUGAUCGGUCGUGAAAUACUGAUUGAAAGAUUUUCCACUCAUCAAUUCUACUUUGGUGGAAACUGACUUGAUAAAAUCAUGCAACAAUG
Molecule: messenger RNA, 1733 nt
Organism: Pseudo-nitzschia multistriata
Lineage: Eukaryota; Bacillariophyta; Bacillariophyceae; Bacillariales; Bacillariaceae
Source: the annotation of a GenBank genome assembly